Messenger RNA from Gloeophyllum trabeum ATCC 11539, 447 nucleotides. RefSeq lists its product as uncharacterized. NCBI's taxonomy places the organism in Eukaryota, Fungi, Basidiomycota, Agaricomycetes, Gloeophyllales, Gloeophyllaceae. The transcript has a single exon. The record is from RefSeq and is a predicted model, not a curated record. The annotation marks the transcript as partial.
AUGCCAGACUUGUCCGACCAGUCGUACGUGGCUCCGCCGAGCCACCCGGCUGUCCAGGCGAUCUCUCAGCCAGCGGCGAACGGAAGCACCCAAGUCAACGGGAACGCUCAAGGCAACGGCAAUGCUCGUAUUCUACGUGAAGACCCUCACGGGACAACCGUCAUAAAGGUCGACAAGGUCGACACGCACCCGAGAGACCAUGCGAAGGAGCCCUCGACGUCCGACAAACCUCUGCCGCCCCAACCCCCCCAGAAGCCGACAGAAACUACCGACCAGCCUUCCACCGUCCCAACGCAGCCCUCGUCCCAGUCCAAUGAGCCGACGGUGAUUGAUACGACGCAGCCCCCGCCAUAUUCGGCUGCUGCAGAAGGAGUGCAAUCGUCGAGGCCGGACGACGCAUUUCCACCGGAGAAUCCGCGUGCGCGAAAGGUGCUGAACGGGAAAGUG